AUGUUAGCAGGGCUUUCAUUUUGUGAGGAGGCAUAUAUGACUUUAAGCAAAGCUGCACAAACCGCACUUAAAACAGAGCAUUUAAAAGGACGUCACUAUUCACUGUUAACCAAAAACACUCAUUCUGCAUGUAGAAUUGUGAGGAAUCCACACCCAAAGUUUCUAAAAGUUUUUUUGAUACACCCUGUAUGUAAUAUGUGUAUAACGUAUAAGGAUAUUCUUUGUACCUGCAUUGCUCGACUGCCAUGUUUGAGUAUGUUAGCAUACAGCAACAUGACAUCAGCUUGGCGACUAUUGGCAAGAAGUGGUGAAGAUUUUCAGUGUCUCCGAUGUGGAAAAACAUAUAUGCACAAAGGCACUCUUAGUCGUCAUGUCCAAUAUGAAUGUGGCACAGUUCCACGAUUCACUUGCAGAAUAUGUGGAGCAAGAAACAGACGUCGUUAUGGUCUUACAAAUCAUCUCAUCAUGGUACAUGGUGUGCAGAAGAAACAAGCUGAAUUGAAUAUAACAGAAAAAUAUAUAGAAAAGACUGAAAAAUUUCAGUAGCAAUGUAACUCUGUAGAUAUUCCUUCCUUCUCACUAUGGCAAGAGUAAUAGUUUUUAUAUAGCCAGCUACUGAAAAUUUUACAAUUGGAGAAAUAGUGAAAUAAUUUGAUUGUAUGGUUUUCAGUAUUUCGGUGAAGGCUUUUGUUUUAAUACUGAUGUCUUACACUUAAUUGUUCUUAAUAAGAUAUAUGACAUACAUGUGUUAUACCUUUACAAUAUAUGAGGAGACACACUUAUAGACUUACGUGGUAGCUUUGGUGGUUAAUUAGGGAAACAAAUUACAACAAAGAUGUCUUUGGUUUCCUUCCCAGCUGUUCACUUUUAAGGCCUAGAAAUAGGAAAAAGUGUAGUUUGUCAUCAGCUAAUAAACAAUUAAAAAUAUUCACAAGAUGAGAGUGCAUACUCACAUCUAUGUAUAGAAAAUAUGUACUUAAAGGGAAGAUGUGGAAACAGAAGUAACAGUGGUAUCAAAAGGAACAGAAAUUUCCAUGUUUGCUUUUUUCAUCUCUCAGGAAGUGAUGACAAAGGAAAUGAAAAGUGAAACAAUACAAGCAAGAUCACAGUCACAACCUAGAAAUUAAGAAUGGUAUUUUUAUUAUAUUAGAAAGGAAGUCGUGCAAUGAUACAUUGAAUUUUUUUGAGUAAUCGAACUAUAGAUUCUGAGUUGAGCUUUCCCUUCUGGUACAUUUUUGGUGUAUUUACCUUUUCAUCCUUUCCCUCUCCCCUCAUUUCCUGUUCAUGGACAAUACCAAAUCCUUGAAACUUGCACUGGUUUUGGUGCCAAUGUCAGGUGCACUUUGAUGUGUUUACAGUAAGUACAACUUUUUCAAUAUUAAUCAGUUUGUUUCUUAUGUUUAAUUACUAGUUUUAAGCUGCAUGUGUUAAUCAGUUCAACAAUAAGCUAAUUUUAUCAAAUAAUUACAAUUUUAUAUAACAAAGAGACUGAAAGGAGACACUGUUGUCCAAGGGUUCAGUGAGAACUUAUUGCUUAGCCAUAGCAAUUUCUGAUCCACUGUGCUAUUUUGUCCUCCAUUUAUAUUACAACUUCAUUUUCUCUGAUUCCAUAAUCUUAACAUUUAUAUCAAAUAUAGUUACUGUAAUUAUUAAUGUCUGACAAUCCUUCAAAGCUUAAUAAAUUCUCAUUUUUCUUCCAUGCUAUAACAUUUCUAUUAUUUGCUUUUUGAUGUAACACACUAGUUUUUGAAAACAAUCCUAGAUCUAUUCCCUUACACAGAUUGUUGGCAUAAAACAGAUUGUUGUCAUACAUCAUGUUGUGAAGAGUGGUUCAGUGAUGCUUUCCUUCUUUCUUGUAUACAACAGUAUAAUUAAGAACUGAUAAUUGUGGUGUAUGUAGGUUAAUGCAUAAGAAUGACUGCCAAUUUCUCUGUCUUAAAUAGAUAGCUUGUUUCAUAUGCAUGAUCUAAAUAUUAACGGAUUCAUUUACAGGUGAAAAUGUGCCUAGCAAAAGUUACCAUGAGUAUUAUUACCUGCUAGUCAUAUGAACCAUAACUUAACAUUUUUUGUAAGUGUGUUUUAUGCAUGUAACACACACUCAUCUUAUAUUGUGAUAUAUGCACAUGUAACGGAAUUUUCAAAAUGAAAUAACAGUCUAAUAAAACUGGAAACAACUUUUAUGCAACAAAUGAUAUUUGGAUGCUAAUGAUGCUAAUGAGUUUCACAUGUGGAGUUUUCUAAAAUAUACAUAAUCCUUUAAGACUUAAUGUUACAUUACUUUUACUUGAGGUGUGGGACUUUACGAGAUGUGUUUCUGAAAUAUCUCAACACUGUGAUCCAUAUGCAUGUAUGUUUCAUUUUGUUUUGAAUAUGUCCCGUACAGGAAAGUGAGUCAAGUUUUUUGGAGUUAUUUUAUGGCAAUGACAGAUCAUUAAUGUAAAUUGAGGAAAGUGAUAGUGAAGUGUUUUGGCACUAGGUACUAUGAUUUAAAAUCAGAAGCCUGUGAAAGUUCACAAAAAAUACUCAAACUAGCUUUUACUGUCAGUCCACAUAGCAUUUUGUGCGAGGGAGUGAGUAUAGUUUCUUUCCUGUUAAGGCAUAACAUACAAGGGCAAAUGUUAAAAGAGAGGUCAGCAUGUCAUUUUGUGUAAAAUCGCUGUGAAUUAUGUCACAAACAAUUCUCUCAAAAACUUGUGAAAA
Messenger RNA from Schistocerca americana (American grasshopper), 2700 nucleotides. Its product is annotated as PR domain zinc finger protein 15-like. The record is from RefSeq and is a predicted model, not a curated record. NCBI's taxonomy places the organism in Eukaryota, Metazoa, Arthropoda, Insecta, Orthoptera, Acrididae. The transcript is spliced from 6 exons. Bases 1 to 546 code for a protein of 181 amino acids.